GCUGUCGAGGAUAUAUGUAUAUAUACAGAGAGUAAUGAGAGGUGAACAUUAUGCUCCAUUAGGUUACUUGUCUCUGCAUCGGUCACUCAUUAGCUUCCAAUACACAAAUAUAUCAAGAUGUCACUUGAUGCAAACACUGGGAAGACACAUGUGGAAGAGCCACUGGAAUGCAACAAUAUUGCAGUAAUAAAGAAGAACGAGUUUCACUUAGUUCAAGUCAAGGGCACAUGGAAACGCAAAUCGGGAAAUAAAUUGAAUAAAAAUAUAAAGGGUCGAGUAUCAGCUGCCAAAAUCUAUGAGAGCACCAUGGAGCAAGGCACCUCCUGGACAGUGGUCAGCCCUAUCAUCUUCACCUACAAGGUGACAGAGUCCCUGGGCUUGCUGGACCCCAGCAACGACACUCUGCUCCUGGGGCACAUUAGGGACCCCCAGCAGCUGGAGGCCCUGAGGAACAGCAUCAGCACCAAGCCCCUCAGGCGCUUCGUGGUCAUGGACCAGACCGUCUACAACCUCUACGGCUGCCAGCUCACAGACUACUUUGAGGCCCAUAAUGUUCUCUACAGGAUCCUGCCCCUGCCCACCACCGAGGAGAACAAGUCCAUGGAGCUGGUGAUGAGGAUCCUGGAGGAGGUCCAUAAGUUCUCCCUGGACAGACGCACAGAGCCCAUCAUCGCCAUCGGAGGAGGAGUCUGCCUGGACAUAGUGGGCUUGGCGGCAUCCCUGUACAGGAGACGCACCCCCUACAUCCGCGUCCCUACCACCCUGCUCUCUUAUGUCGACGCCAGCGUGGGGGCAAAGACUGGGGUGAACUUUGCCAACUGUAAAAAUAAGCUGGGUGGCUACAUACCCCCGGUGGCUGCUUUCCUAGACCGCUCCUUCAUUCAAACUGUUUCUCGAAGACACAUCUCCAAUGGGCUGGCCGAAAUGUUAAAGAUGUGUGCUCUACAGAUGGCCUUGAUGAAACACAGAGGUCUCUUUGAGCUUCUGGAGACCAACGGCCAGUUCCUGUUGGACUCCAAGUUCCAGUCUGACAGCGGUCUUCAGGGGGACAACAAAGAUGCUGCCUCCGUGUCCACACGCAUGGCCAUAGAAGCCAUGCUAGAGGAGCUGGCCCCCAACCUGUGGGAGGACGAUUUAGACAGACUAGUAGACUUUGGUCACCUUAUUAGCCCAGAGCUGGAAAUGAAGGUGCUCCCUUCCUUGCUGCACGGAGAGGCGGUGAACAUCGAUAUGUCCUACAUGGUUUAUGUGGCCCGUGAGAGAGGCCUCAUGACAGAGGAGGAGAAGCUGCGGAUUAUAGGCUGCAUGGGGGGGCUGGAGCUGCCUGUGUGGCACCAGGACGUUACCAUGGCACUAGUGCAACACUCACUUUGUGAGAGGCUGAAACACUCUGGUGGGCUGGUCAGGAUGCCUCUACCCAUUGGCCUAGGGCAUGCAGAGAUCUAUAAUGACACAAGUGAUGACACCCUGUACAGAGCGUUUGAGAAGUGGUGUGAUGAGCUGCGACCAAGCGACCUGAACUAGUCCAAAUAUUUUGCAUUACUGUAGAUUAUUUACUUUGAAUGAUUUAAAUGAUUAAAACAAGGAUGUGGCAUUUCUGCUUGACAUGUUGACACAGAUAUCUAGAAUGCUCAACAGUUGUUGUAGCUGAUAUUUGUUGGUGCUGUUGAUUGUUCAGGUUAACUUGAUUUGAUAGAAAAUUGCAAGCGAUGUCUUGUCCUAUUGAACAAUACAGGCCCCUCACAGUUUCACUACUACAUUACAAAAAGGGAAAUUCAAAACUUUAUGUAUGAUGACUUUGUAUUGCUAUUGAUGUUUUUGAUGUCUCAAAUGUUCUCAUUAAAUCGUUUUGUGUUUUAAAUACACAAUUACAAACACUUUAUUUAGGAGCAAUGCACUUUUAUAUUGUACAAAAUACAGUUGAAGUCUGAAGUUUACAUACACUUAGA
Oncorhynchus masou masou (cherry salmon) is the source of this 1949-nucleotide messenger RNA. RefSeq names its product 2-epi-5-epi-valiolone synthase-like. NCBI's taxonomy places the organism in Eukaryota, Metazoa, Chordata, Actinopteri, Salmoniformes, Salmonidae. The coding region runs from base 118 to 1524 and encodes 468 amino acids. The record is from RefSeq and is a predicted model, not a curated record. Gene Ontology annotation, molecular function: 3-dehydroquinate synthase activity. Gene Ontology annotation, biological process: antibiotic biosynthetic process. The transcript has 5 exons.